AUGCACACAAGAAUUACUGGGCUGUCUGUAGAGAAACAAGUACUGUCUGCAAUAAGAUUAUACGCAACUGGAUGCUAUCAAUGUCCAGUAGGUGAACAAUGGGAUAUUUCGAUGAAUCAAUCAUCAAUCAGCAGAUGCGUUCAUCAAGUUACAGAUGCGAUAAAUGAAAAUAUUUUUCGUCAAUGGGUGCAAUUUCCCAUGACUCUGGAAGCAAGACAGAUUGCAAAAGAGCAGUUUCAGAAUGCUCGUCAACCAUUUGAAGGAGCUAUCGAAGAAAUAGAUUGCACCCACAUGGCGAUCUUUGCUCCUAGGGAACAUGAAGAAGCCUACAUAAAUCACAAUGGAUACCAUUCAUUAAAUGUGCAAAUGACAUGCGACCCAAAUCUCAAGAUCCUGAACGUAAAAGCUAGAUUUCCUGGAGCCAGACAAUGA
Molecule: messenger RNA, 432 nt
Organism: Cataglyphis hispanica
Lineage: Eukaryota; Metazoa; Arthropoda; Insecta; Hymenoptera; Formicidae
Product: putative nuclease HARBI1
Exons: 3
Coding region: 1-432 (143 amino acids)
Source: RefSeq, a predicted model, not a curated record